AUGAGAAAACCUUUCAAUACUGGAAACUCUGUUAUCUCAAACUACUUAAUAUGGCAAGGUCACAUCCAACGAGUCGGCCAUGAACAUCUGGUCCUUGAAAAGGGUCAAGUAUUCCUGGUACUCUUCCUUGGUAGCCACCUUCUCAACGGCCUCGUCAAAGGUCAAAAGACACGCUUUUUCCAUCCACAGUUUGCGGGCAGUCUUGUAGUCCUCGCCAUUGCGCUGGGCCUUGACCAUUGCCUCGAUCAGUGGCUCGCAGUCUGGGUUCGUGACUCCCUGGACGUAGCCGUGGUCGCGCGGGUCGAUCACAGAGCUGAUGUACUCGGCGUGCAUGGAGUCUGCUCUGCCCAUCAACAAGGUUUCUGCUCCCAUGAGGUCGAGCUGGAACCGGGCAGCAGUGAGUCUUUUCAGGUACUCGCAAGUUGGAACAACAGUUCUUCCUUCGCCGAUGGUGAACCGUUUCAUUCCAAUAGCCAGGUCGUCCAGAUGGAACAUGGCCACGCCGGCCUCGACAAACUUCUUGGUGAACUUCAUGAUUCCCGUGGUGCUGCCGAAUCCCAUGUCUCCGUCUGCAAUCAAGGGAACCAAGUAGUCCACUUUUGGAGUGGCAGCACGUUGUUCAGGGGUCAUCAGCGACCGCAAAUGGUUCUGCCGUCUGUCGUGCCAGAGCUGCGAAUUGACCAGUUUCUGGACGGUGUUUGGAACGGUGUCCCACGGAUAGUCUGCCGUGUCCAUUGA
Molecule: messenger RNA, 738 nt
Organism: Ogataea philodendri
Lineage: Eukaryota; Fungi; Ascomycota; Pichiomycetes; Pichiales; Pichiaceae
Exons: 2
Coding region: 1-738 (245 amino acids)
Source: RefSeq, a predicted model, not a curated record